AUGAUUAUGUCCUCUUACCACCAUCCUGUGCCUUACUCUCACCACAAUCAAAUAGCAGCCUCUAUCAAUAAUCUUGCUCAAGGACAUCCUUCUACUGCCAGUUCUACUUCCACUACUAGCGUCGUCGCCGGCACUAAUCCCAUUACCAACUCAACAAUAUUCUCACCUAAGCAAGCCCAGCUAUCAAUUGUAAGCCCACCAAUAUCCAACAGGGCAUCUUCUCCAGAAGAUUCAUCAAGCAUCGUGUCUAACUCCAUCGUCCCAACAUCUGGCCCAAAAAGGGCCAGAGUCACCGGAUCUAAAUUAGCUAUCUUGUUAUCCGAAUAUGAUAUCAAUCCUAACCCAUCGCCAGACUCCAGAAAAUUAAUCGCCGCCAAAGUCGGGCUUGCCGAGCGGUCGGUAAGAAUUUGGUUCCAAAAUAGAAGAGCCAAAAACCGUAAAGAACAACGCGAACGUGAUGCUCGUGGCGGUCAUGGCUUAAUGGAUCCAUCGGUGGUCACCGGGUCGUCCCGCGGAAUUUACAAUUCGCUUACAGCCCCUCAUGAUCUUGGAAGAGUUAUCCCCGUCCAUAUCAACCAUCAUUACGAUUUCAUCCACGCAAACUCCAUCACCAUUGGUGCAUGGCAACGGAUCAAACAAGACCUGGCCAUCAACCACCAUUUCCAACCUCAGUUGCUCUCGCUCUCUCCAAUCAGUGUCGAAGCUCUCAUGAGUGAUCCAUUGGAUUUGGCAAUCAUUUACUCGAAAAAAGACCAAGAAAUCAACUACUUCUUCACCAGUUACAACAAAGGUCAAAAAAUCUUGUUCAGAAUCUACUUCUCGCUUGCCGAUUGCCAUUCGGUUACUUGUAAUGGUAUCGAUAAAGUUUCUUCGUCUUAUCAAACCUCGGUGUCAUCGCCAACCACCCCAACUUCUUCAUCAAGUUUCAAUCCCAACCCUUCCCCAUUAAACUCCGAGCUCACCCUUUGUCUUUCUAACUGUCCACGGUUCGCAGUAUACUUCACUUUUCCAGAUACAAACUCUCCUGGUAGCAUGGGUGAUGCUAGAGCCAUGUGGACCCCUUCCGAAGAUUUCAGUGUCGAUCACCAAGUGAGAAACGCUUAUUUUGGUGUUGGAGGCAAAUCGAUUCCUCAUAAAAUUGUUGGGAGAACCGUUGCAUUGAAAAUCCUUGAACAAGAAAUCACAAAGUAUAUUGAUUGUGAAACUCCUCAUCUCAACAAUACCGGGAUCAACAAUAACUACACAAUGUCAUUUGGUAGUGGCAAUGGCGCUCAUGCUCAUGGUCCUCCUCCUACUGGUCCUCCUGCUGCUCCUCCUUCUCAUCUUCCUCCUGCUGCUCAUGGUCCUCCACUUGCAAUGGCUAAUAAUACCUCUUUGUAUCCACCACCACCUCCGGUCGCCCAUACUCAUCACCAACCACAAAACUCGUUAUCGAGCUACAGUUUCCCAUCAGCAAUCACCAGUUCGUCUUCUGAACCAUCGUCAAACUUUGUCGGCGCAAACUUUGGUUCUAACCUUGGUAGUAUUGGUAGCGCUUCUGCUUCCGGGCUUGGCCACGGUCAUUCUGGUUCGAUGUAUUCUUUGGCGUCUCCUGCCAGUACUCCUACUAGUGUAUCGGUCAAUGAUUUCUACGGGUUCAAUAAUUCUAGUGGUAAUCUUUACAAUAAGGCCUCGAAUUACAUGCUGGCGCCAAAUACCGGAUACCAAGCUAACUCAGGUUAUACCCCUACCCCGACCACCGCCCCAACCGCCGGAGGACCUGGAGAAGAAGCCAUCACUUCUCCUUCGAGAUCAAGAUCUUCCCCGGUGUCUUCGUCAAAACAUCACCAAAUUUCCCCUAGUUCGGCACCACCUCAACAACUAGCAAUUCCUCAACGUCAUAUGAGUGCGGUGGCAAUGAGCGUGCCAAUGUCUCAUGCCCCACCACCGCCACCACCACCUGGGUACAUGGUGCACCAUCAACAACAACAACAACAACAACAACAAAGGGGUCAGGAGUUUUAUUAUCCUCCACCACAAUUCAACGCUCCUCUUGGCCAACCACCUCAAGGAAUGCAAAGCUAUCUUCCAUCACUUCAACCAUUGAUGGCUCCUCCAAACAUGGUCGCCGCUGGAAUGACGAGAAUGCACCAUCCGGAAGAUGAUGAAGUUGCUGAAGAAUCCAAGAAUUGA
Molecule: messenger RNA, 2172 nt
Organism: Saccharomycopsis crataegensis
Lineage: Eukaryota; Fungi; Ascomycota; Saccharomycetes; Ascoideales; Saccharomycopsidaceae
Gene: PHO2
Product: Pho2p
Exons: 1
Coding region: 1-2172 (723 amino acids)
Biological process (GO): cell differentiation; regulation of transcription by RNA polymerase II
Molecular function (GO): DNA-binding transcription factor activity, RNA polymerase II-specific; RNA polymerase II cis-regulatory region sequence-specific DNA binding
Source: RefSeq, a predicted model, not a curated record